Molecule: messenger RNA, 7414 nt
Organism: Myxocyprinus asiaticus (Chinese sucker)
Lineage: Eukaryota; Metazoa; Chordata; Actinopteri; Cypriniformes; Catostomidae
Gene: carf
Product: calcium responsive transcription factor
Exons: 15
Coding region: 221-2023 (600 amino acids)
Biological process (GO): regulation of transcription by RNA polymerase II
Cellular component (GO): nucleus
Molecular function (GO): DNA-binding transcription factor activity, RNA polymerase II-specific; RNA polymerase II cis-regulatory region sequence-specific DNA binding
Source: RefSeq, a predicted model, not a curated record
UUAAACAAAGUACAUACAACUUAUUUUCCUCAUUUAAAAACGUACAAUUGUCAAAUUUAAAUAAAAUAACUCUUUUGGUUACAAAAUACGUAACAAAGCGUGCCUCUACGAAAGCCGCGAAGCAUCAAAACACCAAGCAGCUUCCGCGUUUUUCGGCGUGAGGAAUCCCGGACGAAGACGAGGUUCAGUAGACUCGUUUUGAAUUUAAGAUUGGAAAUAAAUGGAGAUGGAAGAGAGAGAUGUGGACGAUGCUGUUAAGUUUGAAGAGAGAGAUGACACAGAUUCACAGCCUGGAGAGACUGGAGCAGGACUAGAACCUCAUAAAAAUUCAGAAACAGAGGCUAAAGAUGCACAACAUCUUCCAUCAGUCAUUCCAGCCCCAGAAACUGUAGCAGCCAGUCAGAAGCCCUCCACAGUCUCUGUUAAAACAGACAACUUAGUUAUUCUUGACCAAAAUGGAGAGCCUAUACAGUAUCAACAGAUGGUGAUCGUGAAAGGGAAGAGUGGAGAGUUGUAUGCAGUCCCAUCUGUCCCUAUAGGGGGCCCUCACAUGUUACUAUCUCAUGGUCAGCUGUUGGAUGUAGCACAGACAUCAGGUGCCUUUGUUGAGAAAACAAGACACCAGCCAAUCAUCACAUCCAUUAAAGACAAUGAUGGCACUAAUAGUUUAGCUGCAGAAGCAGCUCAGAGUGUUACUGCUGCUAGAAGUCAGAUGAAAGGAUCUCCUGAUGUACUUGGGCCCCCAGUGAAGCCACUGCCACCAGGGGCACCAAACUGGGCUCUGAGACUGCGUGAGUGUGAGAAGAUCGGAGACUCGUACCGUGGUUACAGUAACACAGAGGCUGAGCUGGAGGCUGUUCUGCUUUUACACAAGCAGCAGACUCACACUGUGUUUGGCACCCGUCAGUCACCCUCACCUGCAAAACCUGCCACCCGACUCAUGUGGAAAUCACAGUAUGUGCCCUACGAUGGCAUUCCUUUUGUUAAUGCAGGGAGCAGAGCCAUUGUGAUGGAAUGUCAGUUUGGUCCAAGGAGGAAGGGUAUCCAACCUAAAAAAGGAUCUGAGCAAGAAACGAAUCAAAGUUUCCAAUACAGAGCAACCUGCCCUGCCAGGAUAUAUAUUAAGAAAGUACGAAAAUUCCCAGAAUACAGGGUUCCAACAGAUCCAAAAGCAGACAAGAAGGUAGUGCGUCAAGAGCAAGAGAAAGCCUUUAUCAACCUCAAGAAGAGUUCAUGGGAUGUUGGAGGGGUUGUAAGGUAUUACAUCCAGCUCCCUACAGAGAAAGCCCAUCUUUACCAUGAUGUGGACACUGCAAGCCUACCUCCACUUCCAGAGCAGGUCUGCUUUGCAGAGGAACAACAGAAUGAGGAAGAAGAGACUGAGGAGGUUGAGGAUAUUCAGAUGGAGGAUGACUCAUCUGUCCCCUCUCGACUGCACCCACUUGUGGCAGAUAAGAUCUGGGAGUUGGUGGCACAAGGCCAUAACCAGGUUUACACUGUCCGCAAGCAGCUCAGGAGGUUUGUGGAACGUGAAAUGUUCAAGUCAGAUGAGGUGCCUGAGAGACAUAAUCUGUGUUACUUUCCCACUGUUAAUGACAUCAAGAACCACAUCCAUGAGGCUCAGAAAGCUCUUCAGCUGACAGCGGGAUCAUUGACUACCUCAGAUGCAGAGUGGAAAGCAGAGGAUGAUAACCUCCUAUCAGAGACUGUAACCUAUACCCUGACUCCUGCUGUUAAGGAUGUAUCCUCUCAGAAGGGAGGACUCUUGGAAGGGAGUGACACUCUUUCUCCAGAGGCUGUGCAGCUCUUCAGCUCUCUGACAUCACUGCAGCCCAGGAUCUUUGCACAUCUCCAGGGUAUCCAGCUACAUCCAGUGGAAGGCGCUCCUAAACAGUCUACAGCAUCAUCACCAGAACCCAUAGAUCCAUCUAGUCCUGUACCCCCACAGCCUAUCCUGCUGAAUCCAUCUAUGGAUGUCUCAGCAGAGUUAUGCCAAGGCCAGAAAUACGGCUUACAACAAUAGGAAAGAAAAUAUACUUCAACUCUGCACAUCGGUUUUGGAUGUUGUAGUACUCGAGACUGGACUCUGUCUUUUCAUGGAUUUGGUCUUGUCAUGGACUCAUGAGUAAUUUGAAGUGUGGACUCAGACUUAACCCCGAGUCAAGUCGAGUCCCUUUUAAAAAUAUAUACAGUGAAAGCUUCGACUUAUCUAAAAAAAAUUUUGACUGACAAUAUCAGAGAUCUUUUUUUUUUUUUUCUCUUUUCCUUUUCUCCCCUAUUUGGAAUACCAGUUCCCAAUGCACUCCAAGUCCUCUUGGUGGCGUAGUGACUCGCCUCAAUCCAGGUGGCGGAGGGCGAAUCUCAGUUGCCUCCACGUCUGAGACUGUCAAUCCGCGCAUCUUAUCACAUGGCUUGUUGAGCGUGUUACCGCGGAGACAUGUGGAGGCUUCACGCUAUUCUUCGCGGCAUCCACGCACAACUCACCAUGCGCCCCACCGAGAGCGAGAAACACAUUAUAGCGACCAUGAGGAGGUUACCCCAUGUGACUCUACCUUCCCUAGCAACCGGGCCAAUUUGGUUGCUUAGGAGACCUGGCUGGAGUCACUCAGAACGCCCUGGAUUCUAACUCGCUAUUCCAGGGGUGGUAGUCAGCGUCUUUACUCGCUUAGCUACCCAGGCCCCCCAAUAUCAGAGAUCUUGACGUUUGUCCCGCAUUUCAGUCUGCUGCGUAAAAUCAGAACUAGUGAUGCCCAGUUCACAAAUAAAGAAUUCUCACAGAAUUGGCCAAACAGGUUAGCAAAAAGGUCUGAUUCGAUUGACUAUUCAGUCUGAUUUGUUCAGACUGCUAUAGUAUCUCACUGAAUAAAUUGCAGCAGCUUCUCACUCAUUAAAACAGCAUGUUUUAGAAAAUGGAAAACAAACCAGUUGUUGGAUGAAGUGGAUAUUUACCUACAGUCAACAAAAGAGGUAACUAUGAGAAACUUCCAUUGGUGCUGUGUCUAGUUAAUAAGGGGCUGUACACACCAAACGUGUUUUGCAUCCAUCCAUACUGUUUUUCAGUUGUUUUUCUAUGUAAACAUGCUAAAUGGAUGUCUUUGACCAUUGCAGUACGUAUCACUGUGUUUUUGGUGUCUUGUGCAGGAGCACCACAGUUUUUUUACAUUCUUUUGUCAAGUUAAAAAGAACAUCAGCUGUUAAAAACGUGUCGUAUAACUUGUAUUAUACUCUAUUCCCUGAUUGCUCACAUACAACACCCAGACAUCUAUUUAAUGUGUGUGUUUACUUCUGGAAGAUGUCUAUUUUACGUUGUUUGCUCAUCUGCAAUAGGUCUAUAAGACGUAUGUCAAUAAGUAUGUCUUGGAUGUCAAUAAGAAAUUCAGCAAAUAUCUUUGAGAUGUUUAUGAUUUAGAAUAGUUGUAAAUCUUUUUUCAGAUUAACAUUUUUAUUGGUUGUUUCUCAACAUGACACAUAACAAAGCAAAACAUUCAUAUACAGAGUCAACCAUUAAACCCCAUUGUUUCCCUUACCCCCUCCCGAUCCCCAACCCCACCCUGACCCCCAACAAACAUCCUUGUGGCCAAAGUCUGAGUACACACGCAGAUAAAAAAAUAAAAUUAUAUAUCUAUAUAUAUAUAUAUAUAUAUAUAUGUAUAUAAUAAAUAAAUACAAAUAAUAAUAAUAAUAGAUAUUUACUUAUCAGUGUAAUGAUUCCCCUGCUCUUACUAAAGAAAAUAUGUCCACCCCAUAUCUUCCCAAAUUUUCAGCUUCCUACGGGGAAAGAUACGUUUCUUGAAGAAACACUAUAUCAUAUUUCUUAAGUUUAAGAAAAGAAAUAACCUUCCUUCUUUUUAUGGGGUGCCCCAACUCAUUCACAUUCCAUGUAGAGAGAGAGAUAGUACACUCAUAUUAACAUUUGGCAUUUUGACAUGUUAGAUAAAAUAGAUUGUGUGUCAAAAAUAAAAUUAUAAAAAUGACAUUCCAAUAUUAGUGCAACAAUCAACCCCAGAACUUUCCCCAGAACCAAACAAACAGAAAAAAGAAAAACGUGCGCAUUAACCCCGCGCACGACAGCGCCAACCGGUGUCCAUCCCUCUAAACUCUAACAGUCCAUGUACGCAUACGAGAACCCCUGCGACAACUUUGCCAUCGGAUUACUCAAGUCUGGGGCUUCUAUACAAAAAUUUGUAAAACAGAAUUAUACAACAGAAAAUAAUCUAAAAAAAUAAGCAGAUUAAAAAAAAUAUGUAGAUUAAUCCACUUAAUUGUCUCGAAGGUGUGUUCCUCCACAAAACAAGCUCCAGCCGCUAGCAGAACCAGUAAAAAAAUAAAAAAUAAUUCAGUUCUUCAGGCAGUCAAACUCACUCCAAUGUCCUGCAAGAAAUAUUCAACAAAACCAACUCCAGCCAACAGGAGGCAUAAGCACCCAAAACGAGCAGAUUCAUCCACAAGCUGUCCCAAAGAAAUGAUAUUACACAAAACAAACUCCAGCCGCUAUAGGCGGAACCAGCACAAAGCGAAAUGAUAAAGGUGCCCAGCUUCCUCGGACAGUCGAGUGUAUGUUUAAUGGGUCGGUGCACUAGUCGGUGCACCAAUAUGAAAGUCACCAAAUGGCUUACUCACUCCAAUGUUUUCAUGAAGGACAUUGCUUGCUGUGGGCAUGUAAAUUCUCUACGUCCAUCCUUAGUAUCUAUUCUCAGUUUGGCCGGAAACAUCAGAGCAAACGCAAACUUCAGUUGAUGUACGAGUUUCUUGUAUUCCCUGAAUCAUUCACGUUUAUCUCUUGUCAAAUUCGCAAAGUCUGGGAACAAGAAAAUGCUGUGAUUCUUCCAAGAAAGCUUUCCUUUGCUCCUCGCCUUGCAUAAGACGAGAUCUUUAUCAGAUGAUCUCAGAAAUUUGGCCAGAAUUGAUCGGGGCCUGUCUCCCUCAGCCGAUCUCCGAGCCAGUACUCUGUGAGCUCGUUGAUUUCCAGCUUAUGGCCUUUUAUGUCGAGCAGACUCGGGUAGGAAUUUCACCAUAUCUCUGCCUUCCUCAUGCUCAGGAAUUUCAAUGUCAAUUCCGAUUCUCCAAAUCCUCCAGUUUUUCCCAAACGCUGUCUUGGUCGCUAGCGGAUUAGCAGCUAAUUCCCUCUCCGAUGACUCCAGAUAAUUGAUCCGUUUUUCGACGUCCGACAAUCUUGUAACCAACUCAGUGAAUUUCAUCUCCAUGGAAGUAAUCGAUCGACGUAUUACCGCCAAAUCCUCCAAGUCUGCAACAAUCUUCGUCAGCAUUGCCGACACAUUCAUCAAUUCACGCCGGAUUUCUUUAAGUUCACCAUCCGAAUUGAAAACGGGGCUUCCGGCCUGCCACUGCGGGGAAUCAGCUUGAGAACGUAAGUGUCUUAUAAUGUCUCCAGAGCCCGAGGAUUUUGAAUUUUUUGACAUAUUGUCUUCCUAGAACAGUUAAGAAUCAGGGUGCAUCGAAUCUCACCGGUCCAUGACACAAAUAGCAUUAAAACUAGCAAAGUGCGUAGAGCUCGCCGCUCACACGUCCGCUCCUUGCACGGUGCCACGCGACUCCCCUAGAAUAAUUGUAAAUCGAAACUUUUUAAGAUGUUUGCAGAUGUUAGAUACUGUACUUUCCUGAUGAAAAGAUCUAAAACAGAGGACGGGACCUAAACAGGUGGUGAUGGGGUGGUUGGAGGUUUUAAACAACGAGGCAUUACGAAUGAUGAAGGAGAUGUGUGAGCUUAUAUAGCAGAGGCUGCAUUGUGAUUGGAUGAGAUGCCUGACUGCCAGGAGUCUUCCUGCUAAAACUACUGCUUACACUUCCAUUUCUAUCAAUGUCAUCAGAAUUGGAUUGUUUCUGAAAAAAAGAAAACCGUUUCUGUGCAUACACUGAGAUGAAAUCUUGGCAAAAGUAAGCAGAAAUGCUUACUUGACUUACAGUGAAUGAAAUAUAGUAGACUCCUGUGGCUGUUAAGUGAACUGCAGCCAGCUACCUGUUGCUCGUGCUCGCACUCGUGCACACACGCCAUAGGGACGUGAGCGAGCGAGCGAGCAUCGGCCAAAACAAUGACGUAACGUACAAAGAGGCUGAACUUGAUCCACCUGCAUCAUGCUGACAGAUGAGGCAUCAUAAUUAAAAUGACACAGUUAUGAUUGUUUUACUACAAACUUUGAGACUAAACUAAAACUACUUAUCAGCUAACAUAGCAUACUGAUACACACAUACAGCUACAUACUACCGAACUAUACCAGACAGUUUACUGUUGUGUUGCACUAUUGUAUGUUUUGUAUGUCAUAUAUUGUACUACGAUCAAGAAACCAGCAUAUUUGCUUAAAUUUAUCCUGUAUACCUGAUUUUUAUUAUAAAGAGAAGAUCAUUGAAAUUAUUAGAAAGUUACGAAGCAAGGUAGCUUGCAAUUCGUCAGUGUUACCAGGCAAGAUCAAGUUAGCUAAAAUAACACGGAUCAGUCCUUAUGGAACUAUAUUUCACAUGCUUUGCAGUUAUGUAAGCUUACCUGUCCAAUAAGAAGAACACCAAUUCAGGGUCGGUUUUGGUCUCCAAAACCGAUUGAAGGUCCCUCCAGGAAUCAAAUGCCCUGCCGAUGUUCACUCUAGUUUUCGCUCGACCACGAUCAUGUACAUGUUUAGCUAGAUGGGAUUCAGUAGAUAAUUUUUUUUUUUUUUUUGGCUUACUCAGUGUUUGUGUAGGAGUCGGUGUUGUGCUGGGAGCUGGACGUUUGCUGGAUUCCAUCUCUAAGAUAACGUUACCUAGUGUUGCAGUUUGUUGUUGCUGUUGAAUAGCGGAAGAGAAGCUGUUACUGUCUGAGGCAAGGCUCUCGGGAGCGCGCAUAAACGUCACAUCCUUUGGAUUUUCCCGGCAAAACCGGCCUGCUCCCUUUGCAUGAAAAUCAGUCUACAGGCUUUAAUAGGCAACCUAGGAAGUCCGGAAAGGGCUCAUUUUUUAAGUUGCAUUACAAGCCGUUCACACAUUGGCAAAAAAAAAAAAAGGCAAAUAUUACAUGAAAAUGUUUACAUACUGCACCUUUAACAAAUUGAAUGUAAAUGUUUAGAUUCACUUUCUGUGUAUACAUUGUCAUAUUUUAUAAAUUUUUUUUUUUUUUUUUUUUGGCUCAUUUUAGUUAUAGUACAGUAAUACUGUAUUUUGUAAAGCAGAAAUGUUUACUUGACUUGAAUAGAAUAUAAUAGUAUAUUGAAGCUGGUAGUUUGUAUUGCCAUGCUAAGCCAAAUAGGCACUUUGAACCUUUCAUUACAGUUUUUCACUGACAUUUUUUUAACACUGACAUGUCGUAAUUGUAAUACCAAUUUGUUCACUUAACCUAGGAUGUGUCAUUUAUUUAAUUUUUAUUCUCAACUGGUAAUAUUGUUUAACCAACAUAAGCUUAAGAAAAUAAUAAAUGAGGUGUAUUUGA